This is a messenger RNA of Akanthomyces muscarius, 1797 nucleotides long. RefSeq lists its product as uncharacterized. Gene Ontology annotation, molecular function: flavin adenine dinucleotide binding; oxidoreductase activity, acting on CH-OH group of donors. Bases 1 to 1797 code for a protein of 598 amino acids. The record is from RefSeq and is a predicted model, not a curated record. The transcript is spliced from 4 exons. Lineage: Eukaryota; Fungi; Ascomycota; Sordariomycetes; Hypocreales; Cordycipitaceae.
AUGCGCCAAGACGCCGCUUUCCAGCCCUACGCCUACCACAUCGCUGCCGCCUUGACUCGUGCCUUGCUUCCGAAUACCCUCGUCACCACCACACACUUUGCCAUGAAAUACUCGAAUGCGAUUUUCCUGGCAGCGCUAGCUAGCGCCUGCCCGACUCCAAAAGAUUGGACCCUGCGACAAUGGGAUGCUAUUAUUGUUGGCGCUGGUACCGCGGGUAUUAUUGUUGCCGAUAAACUCAGUGAAGCUGGCCUCAGCACUUUGCUUCUUGAGCAAGGAGGCGCAUCUUACGCCAUCACUGGUGGGACUGAGCGUCCAUCUUGGCUUGAAGGCACAGAUCUGAGCCGGGUCGACGUUCCUGGACUCUACUCUAGCAUUUUCGGAACCCCGGAUUCUAAUUUGAUUUGUAAGCCCGAAGCAGUACGGGCGUUUCAAGCGUGCACCAUGGGUGGAAAUAGUGCCAUCAAUGCCGGUCUAUAUUUUCAACCGCCAUCGUCUGACUGGGACGACUACCACCCGGAAGGAUGGCACAGUGCAGACAUGCAAGGCGCUACAGAGCGUCUCUUACAGAGGCAACCAGCCAUUACAAACUAUUCUUCGGACGGCAAGUCGUAUGUCGAAGAUAUUCAAAACGCCACAAAGAGCUGGCUUGUGGACGGCGCCGGUUACGAAGACGUCUCCUUUGCGGAUGAACCGGACAAGAAGGAAAAAGCUUACGGUCGCCCUGUUUACAACUACAUUGAUGGGCAAAGAGGAGGACCUGUGAGAACAUACUUGCAGACUGCGCUUUUGCGGAAGAAUUUCCACCUUUCGACCGGAGUCAAGGUCAAGCAUGUCAACCACGAGGGCGGAAAAGCUUCUGGUGUGGAGAUUGACCUCGGCAACGGCACAACAAAGGCUAUCCGUCUUGCGCCGAGCGGCCGUGUCGUUUUGAGCGGCGGUGCACUCCAGUCACCCCAACUUCUCAUGCACUCUGGAAUUGGUCCUCAGGAGACUCUGCAGAAACUUUCCGACAAGUCCUUUGGCGCCUACACUGAAGCUUCCUCUUGGGUCGUGCAGCCUUCUGUAGGCGAAGGCCUCUUUGACAACCCAAACACCUUUAUCCAGCUGUCCUCCCCCGCGAUCCAGUCGUACAACUACAAAUAUGACGAGAUUGAUACGGAGGACAAAGAUCUUUAUCUGAACUCGAGAAGCGGACACUACUCGUUCGCGUCGCAGGCGGCCGCGUUCUGGACAUAUAUGCCACACGAGGACGGCACUCGUUCUGGCGUGCAGGGCACUAUUAGCUCGACCGGCUAUGCCAAGUACAUGGACAACCACACCAUUACCCUCAACGUGUAUGGCACCUCCGGCCUUCUGUCCGCCGGACGUGUCGAGCUAUCCGACGAUGGCCAGUUUAUCGCAGGUGCCAGUGCCGAUACGUACUACUCCAACCCCCGUGACGCAAAGGCCAUUGCGGCGUUUGUGCACGACAUCUUCCAGGCUCUGCCUCCGUCGACUCCCGAGUCUCCUGCCGCUGAUGGUCUGACGCCGCUGAACAUUGCGCGCGAUGCGACUGCGGACGAGAUUGAAAAGUACAUCACAACACCCUCAGACUACGCCCGCGGACAGGUGAACCAUUGGUCCAGCUCCUGUCGCAUCGGGAAAUGUGUUGACGCGGACACGAAAGUUAUUGGAACGGAAAAUAUUCACAUCGUUGACGCAUCCAUUCUAGCACCAAUGACUGUCAAUCCUCAGUUCGCAGUCAUGGUCGCAGGUGAAAAGGGAGCUGAGAGAAUCCUGGCCUUGGUCGGGAAAUAA